AUGAACCCUCUACUUCUCCUCCUCUUACCUCUCCCCAUUUCUUACCGCUGAGUCAUCUCCCUCCCCCGCGUCCCAGCACAUCCACCCCCCCCCCCUCCCUCCGCACCCCUCCUGUUUUCCUCUCCCUCCCUCCCUCCCUCCCUCUCUCUCUUGCUCUGCCUCUCCAGUAUUUUCUCGGUUGCCGUGAAGAAGGGCAGAACACACACACACAGGCGGCAGGAUGUCGAUCGUCAGCAUCGUUGCCAGGGAGAUCUUGGACUCCCGGGGAAACCCCACUGUUGAAGUGGACCUUCGCACAGAGAAAGGUCUGUUCAGGGCUGCGGUGCCCAGCGGAGCGUCCACGGGAAUCUACGAGGCUCUGGAGCUCCGAGAUGGAGACAAAAGCCGAUACAAGGGCAAAGGUGUUUUAAAGGCAGUCGGGCACAUCAACGAUACUCUGGGUCCUGCGCUUAUAGCCUCUGGCAUCAGCGUGGCGGAGCAGGAGCAGUUGGACAACAUGAUGAUCGAAAUGGACGGCACAGAAAACAAAUCUCAGUUUGGGGCCAACGCCAUCCUGGGCGUGUCUCUAGCCAUCUGUAAGGCCGGGGCGGCGGAGAAAGACGUCCCCCUGUACCGCCACAUUGCCGACCUGGCAGGAAACACAGAGCUGGUGCUGCCGGUUCCUGCCUUUAAUGUGAUAAAUGGAGGUUCCCAUGCAGGUAACAAACUGGCCAUGCAGGAGUUCAUGGUUCUUCCCGUUGGAGCCGAGUCUUUCAAGGAGGCGUUGAGGAUAGGAUCGGAGCUGUACCACACCCUGAAGGGGGUGAUCCAGGAGAAAUACGGCCAGGAUGCCACCAAUGUGGGGGACGAGGGAGGAUUUGCCCCCAACAUCCUGGAGAACAGUGAGGCUCUGGAUCUGCUGCAGACGGCCAUAGAGAAGGCCGGCUUCACGGACAAGGUGGUGGUCGGGAUGGACGUGGCCGCCUCAGAGUUUUACCGCGAGGGGAAAUACGACCUGGACUUCAAAUCCCCGCCCGAUCCAGAGAGACACAUCUCCGGAGAGGAGCUGGCUGACAUCUACCAGAGCUUCGUCAACAACUACCCAGUGGUGUCCAUCGAAGACCCGUUCGACCAGGAUGACUGGGAAGCCUGGUCCCGUCUGACGGCCCAGGUGGGGAUCCAGGUGGUGGGGGACGACCUGACAGUGACCAACCCUAAGAGGAUAGAGAAAGCUGCGGAGGAGCGAGCCUGCAACUGCCUGCUGCUCAAAGUCAACCAGAUCGGCUCCGUCACUGAGGCCAUACAGGCGUGUAAACUGGCUCAGGCGAAUGGUUGGGGCGUGAUGGUCAGCCAUCGCUCAGGAGAGACAGAGGACACCUUCAUCGCUGACCUGGUGGUGGGACUCUGCACUGGACAGAUUAAGACCGGCGCUCCCUGCAGAUCUGAGAGGCUGGCCAAGUACAACCAGCUCAUGAGGAUUGAGGAGGAGUUGGGCGACCAGGCGCGCUUUGCAGGCCAUAACUUCAGGAACCCCAGUGCCCUGUGAACCUGACACACACAAACACACGCACACACGCGCACACACGCACACACACGCACACACACACACACACACACACACACACACACACACACACAACAAACAUGAAACGAGCCAUGCAAAAUCAAAGAUCACAUGAGAGAUUCAGGAGCAAAAGAGCCAAGCAAAAAAUUAAAACAAUAAUAAUAAAUUAUGCACUGGACUUAUAGAGACGAUGCUGUAUGCACACGCACACACACACACACACACACACACACACACUCUGAGUACACAGAUGCAACACACGCUCACGCAAAUGCAGGGGAAUAUCAUAAAAACAUCAAAUUUAUAAGCCAGACAUGCACUGUUACUGUAGUUUUAAAGGAAUAGUUCAUGUGCAGCCAGAGGACCGGCCUGCAGAGAUAAACAUCACUGUUGUAAAACAGAAACAUAAAGAGAGAUACAUAAGUAGAGACAUAAUAGAAUAAUAGACUGUAGAGUGACGCACGCAUGUCUGAAAACCUUCAGCACCAAAAGAGAAAGAUACACUCGCAGAAACAGCGGUUUCAGGGACUGAGUGAA
Messenger RNA from Etheostoma spectabile (orangethroat darter), 2080 nucleotides. It is a transcript of the gene eno2, whose product is annotated as enolase 2. The record is from RefSeq and is a predicted model, not a curated record. The transcript is spliced from 13 exons. Bases 221 to 1525 code for a protein of 434 amino acids. Lineage: Eukaryota; Metazoa; Chordata; Actinopteri; Perciformes; Percidae. Gene Ontology annotation, cellular component: phosphopyruvate hydratase complex. Gene Ontology annotation, biological process: glycolytic process. Gene Ontology annotation, molecular function: magnesium ion binding; phosphopyruvate hydratase activity.